Messenger RNA from Clupea harengus (Atlantic herring), 2490 nucleotides. RefSeq names its product spermatogenesis-associated protein 16. Gene Ontology annotation, biological process: spermatogenesis. The record is from RefSeq and is a predicted model, not a curated record. Gene Ontology annotation, cellular component: Golgi apparatus. The transcript is spliced from 11 exons. The coding region runs from base 112 to 2448 and encodes 778 amino acids. Gene Ontology annotation, molecular function: protein binding. Lineage: Eukaryota; Metazoa; Chordata; Actinopteri; Clupeiformes; Clupeidae.
AAGGAAAUGUGAUAUUCAAACUGGGCAUCCACUUUCAAGAAUCGCAUUUUUAUCAUUUCAACAAAGAUUUUCAUUUGCAUCAUUCAACACUGAAGAACUGCACGGCACAUCAUGGCAAACUCUGCUGAAAAUCCAGGGCUCUCGGGACCAUCGAAGAUAGCAAAUCGCAGCAUGAGCACCGAGAGUGAAGAUCAGAGAAAACACUCCCAGACACCACCCAGGGAAAACGCAAGAAAGAAAAGGAAAAGGAAGAGGAAAAGGAGUGACAUCACAGGGCCUGAGAGGACAGGUGCAGGUGGAGGGAGAGCGGGAGAUGGAUGGGCGGAGGAGAACAAAGCCGAGGAUAAUAAUGGGAACUUCUCUUCUCCUUCCUCCUCUGCUCCCGUCCAACGCAUCCCUUUAAGAACUCUACUGGAGGCCGAGGCCAGGCUAGUGUACGGUGGCGAACAGGACAUUACCCACAAGUCCUCACAGGCCCCAGCCUGUGCCGGCUCACAAUUAAUGUGUCAGCCGGCUGAAAUACUGGGCCCUCGAAGUGGACCUAAUCUCAGCUCUCUGCCUCAAAUUGACAAAUGGCUGGAUGUAGCCUUACAGGAUGCCGACUCAUGCUACCGACAGAAGAGAUAUGACACCGCAGCAAGCCGUUUUACCACAGCACUCGAGUUGUGCUCCAAAGGUGCAAUCUGGGAGAAACCCGUCAAUGCUAAUUAUGAAGACAUUUCCCAGGUUGUCUGCUUCAUUGAGUCCCGACUCGUUGCAUGCUACCUACGAAUGAGGAAGCCUGACAAAGCACUUCGGCACUCCUACAGGAGCAUCCACCUGAACCCUGUGCAGUUCCGCAGCCACCUCCGUCAGGCCAUGGCAUACCGGUUGCUGGGGAACCCCUGUGAGGCAGUGAGGAGUGCAAUGAUUGCUGACUACCUGCACUGGCUGUCGGGGGACUCUGCGUCGUCGGAGGAGCACAUAAGCAAGCUCAUCAAACAGUAUUGGCAGGGACUGCUGGAAGACGCUAUAACAGAGGAGGAGGAUUUCUCUGUCAUGUUCACACCGUACUCAGGUGUCCCCAGUGAAUGCCGCAUCCAGCAGGCUGAAGAGGUCUUCCGCAAGCUGCACCCCGCCUUCACAGCCUAUCUGUUCACAGAUCCAAGUGGAGGCCACUUCCUGCCCCAGACCGCAGCCUGGAACGAGCCCACACCGCAAUCCUACUUCCUGACACUGGGCUUCAGGAGGAGCCAAGAUGGAAGCUUCCUGGAAAAGCUGCUUUGUAGGAGGAGUCCUGAGUUCACAGGACUGAGAGCCCCCUUCUCUCCACCGCAAGUGGAAGAUGCAAUGAAGAUGUGUGCGCGUCUGGGACGGAGGAUUCUGCCGGUUCUUGAUUUUAUUAAGUGCACCAAACUAGCAGUGGGUAUAUUUUCAGUAGCUUUCGCUGUUGGUGAAGACCGACAACAUUCUCCAUUACGGUUUGUGAAGCUGACGGGCGAAAGGAGAUCCACGGCACGCCAGGGCUCUGCCAAAUUAGUCUGUCUCGGCGAGGAGAAAGGAAGGGUUGCUCUAAUGGUCCCCUGCUUCCGUCACCUGCAUCAGAUUGCAACCAAUUUAACACAUUCAACACAAACCAUUUGUUUUUUAAUGGAUAGAGUAUUCUCUAUUUACCUUUCUAUAGUAUUUCUUAUGUAUCUAUAUGCAUAUGAAUUGUAUGUGUGUGUGUGUGUGUGUGUGUUUGUUUGUCCAUGUGUGUGUGUGUGUGUGUUAUUGUUUAUGUAUGUGCACACUCUUGUUUUGGCAGAAGUGAUUAUGUUUGUGCACAGGUACUCACAUGAAUGUGAAUGCAUGUGUAUGGAUAUGUAUAUGUGUUUGUGUGUAUGUGCGUGUGUGGUGACUUGUGCUCUCUAUCAGGUGGGGUUAUCCACAGGUGCUGGGCUCAUUGAGAGGCUCCAGUACGCCGGUGCCCUGGGCCAGCUGAGGCGCGUGAGUGAGGAGACGCAGGUCCUGCAGCACACACUGGCAGAGCUCAGCGUCGCCCCCUAUCUGCAGGACAUCAGCACUGCAGAUUUCAGACUGCUGCAGAUGCUAAUGGCAGACACAGUGGACACCCUUGAAGGAAGGCGGACGGAUGGCGAACGUGUGUGGAAUGAAAUGCUAAAGGUGGGAGCGAUGGAGGAUCUGGUGUACGAGCUGGAGGAGGCCUACCUAAGGAGCAAGGCCACGAGAGCCAGCAGGACACAGAGAGCCCGCCAGAGACGGCAAGCCAGGAAGGAGCAGCAGGCCUCAUCCAAGACCUCCUCCUCCGCACCUCCCCCUCCAUCUCUACCACCACCUCAAUCUUCACCCCUCCACCCAGCCUCCCCAGGCCCCCAGGACCCUCCCCCAGUGGAACCAGAACCCAGAGGGCCCCCCGUCCCCAGCCCCGGCGGCCCUGACCGUGCUAGCCAGUCCCCGCAGGAAUGAACCUCUCUCGCCCUCCCUCUCUCCCCGCUCUGCCCUCUCUCA